GACACUGACAGUGAGAACAAAAAUUUUCGGCGUACAAGGUGUACCUCUCAUUGGCAAUUUGUCAAACACCUGAUCAGCUGGGUCGUCAAUACACAAAAAAAUUCAGCAUAAAAAGACCUCUGCAUCUCUCAGUGGCAAUUUAUCAUACACCUUACCUUCUGGGUACUGUAGCUUUAACAAUGGACAAGGAAAGCGCCACUCUUCCUAAUGGCAGCAGCUUGUCCCGCAAAGUGGUAGCAGUGGCUGCCGGCGAAGCCCACACUCUGGCUCUCACAGGGGAUGGCUUUGUGUAUUCAUGGGGAAGAGGCAUGUUUGGGCGUCUUGGGAGUGGUGCCGAGGCCGACGAGUUCUUCCCAGUUCGAAUCAAAUUUAAUGAUCCACGUUCUGCAGAAGAAAGGAGGCUCAAGCUUGUGGGAGUUGCCGCUGGUUCUUACCACAGUCUUGCUCUUGCUGAUGAUGGAUCAGUUUGGUGCUGGGGUUACAACAUCUAUGGCCAACUUGGUGUCAAUGGAGAAAAUUUUCUGGUGCCCUGCUUGCUGGAACGGUUCCUUGAGGUGGGAUUUGCGACGGAGAGUGAAGUGCCACUACAGGUUUGUUCUGUUAAAGCUGGAGGAAUGAUGUCUCUAGCCAUUGAUAAUCUAGGUGGCCUUUGGAUGUGGGGCAAUUGUCCACUCGAAAGCAGCAGCAAUGAAGGUGGGUUCUCGCUUGUGAGCAGUUUCACUCCAACCCCUGUGUGGGAUUUCCAUGGCCAUACUGUUGUGAAGGUGGCAUGUGGAAAUGAGCAUGUUGUAGCCCUAGUUAGUGCUGGAGAAACAUAUAAAGGGGAAGAUCUUGUUUGCUUCUCUUGGGGAGGUAACAACCAUGGUCAGUUAGGCCUGGGGGAUAAAGAGUACAGGAAUCGUCCUGAAAUUGUUGAAGCUUUUAACCAGGACUCUCCUUUCGCAGUUUAUGAGGUAGCAUGUGGGGCUUUUCACACGGCUUUGCUUACCCACAGAAAAAGGCCAAGUGACACAUUAGAAAGCAUGUGCUGGACGUUUGGCCUCGGAGAAAAUGGGCAGCUUGGGCAUGGUACCACCCAAAGUGUAUUGUCUCCUGAAACUGUGAAAGAAUUGCCACAAUACAUAUAUUUGGUUUCUGUCGACUGCGGCUUAUUUCACACUAGUGUUGUUUCAUCUGCUGGAGAUGUGUGGUCAUGGGGAAUGGAGAAGGGUCUUGGUCUAUGCCCAGAAGCUAGUUAUGCCGGGAGAGAUACAGGGGAUGCUGUUUCUCCCAUACAGAUUAACGGAUUGAAUGGGCCUAGGUUUCAGGAUCCGGUCCAAGUUGUUUGUGGAGCUGCUCAUACUGUUCUUGUAGCAAAUGAUGGAUAUAAGCUUUGGUCUUGGGGGAGAGGAAGGAGUGGGCUUCUUGGAAAUGGUAAGACGAUUGACUGUUAUGCUCCCACUGUUGUCUCGUGGCCUCCACUUACAGAGGAUUUCAAGCAAGAAGAACUAAAUACUGUUGAUAAGGAAGCUACAGCUACUAUUGACGAUGGAGAUAAAGUCGGGGAAAAGAAUUCUACAGGAGAAGCUGAAACAGAGAAAAGGCUGUCUUUGGCAAUGAAAGAGAUGAAGCUUCUUCAGUCAAAACUUUCAGCGAUGGAGAAGUAUGCUGGCAUACUUCAUGGCUCAAUAUUUGGAAAACCCAUGGAAGAGCAAGAUAUUCCAGUCUCAUUGCAGAACUCAGGUAGUUAUGACAUUGCAAGGGAAUGGGAGAACAUGUUAGAGUCAGCAGAUCGUGCCAAGAUUGUCAGGCUGGAAAAGUUCUACCGGAAUAUGCUUGCCGGUGUGAAAGAUAAGCUAAUGAAGAAACGGAUUCAAGAGAUAAUAAAGGAAUGCCUGAAUUCUUCUACAAUAAACAGAGGUAAGGGAGAUGUGUAAUUCUAAAAUGCGAAUACAACGGGCAAUAUACAUAUGAAAGUUCAAAUGAAGAGAAGGAAUGUCUUCAUUCUUCUGCCUGGGGAACUAGGGCUAUAAACAAGACCCUUCUCAUAUUGUUUAUGUUUGUGAAACAAAUCUCUCUGUAGUUUGUACAGAGACUUGUCAGUUGGUUUUGGCAGGUUGCUUACUAUGGUGUAUAAGUGAUGAGAGUUUGAGUACUCUAGAAAAUAAAGAUCAUAUGUACAAUGUUCUCCAAAAAUUUUGUACUGUUGAAUAAACAGCUUGUAGAUCAAGUAUUGUGAGCGCACUAGUAAAGUAUAUAAGUUUUAGACUAUGGUC
This is a messenger RNA of Prunus avium (sweet cherry), 2255 nucleotides long. The record is from RefSeq and is a predicted model, not a curated record. Lineage: Eukaryota; Viridiplantae; Streptophyta; Magnoliopsida; Rosales; Rosaceae.